Molecule: messenger RNA, 2899 nt
Organism: Notechis scutatus (mainland tiger snake)
Lineage: Eukaryota; Metazoa; Chordata; Lepidosauria; Squamata; Elapidae
Source: RefSeq, a predicted model, not a curated record
AUGCCUCAUCUCUGUCACACUACUGUACCAUUAUUGGCUGGCAUUCAUGAACAUAAUGUGGUUUUUGUCAUAUAUACUUCAGAAUGCAAUCCUUGCAAUCCAUGUAUCAUGAAAGAACUUCUUAUAAGAACUCUAUAUUCACUGGGUAGCAGACUAAUGGAUUCCAUGUUCAAUAUCAUCUGGUGUUCCAGCAAGGUAUUCAAGUGGCAGAAUGAAUUGGUAGAAUGUUCCCUCACCAACAUCAUGGAUGCAGCUUCUUGGAUCAGAACUCUGCAGAUGAAUAGCAAGGGAAAAGCCAAUGCCUGGAAUGCCAUUGAAGAAGCAAUAGAAAAUCCCAGCUGCCAAGCAAUAUAUCUGUUCACCAGUGGAUUGGCUGAAGGCUCUGUGGAAGAAAUCUGUAGCCACCUUAAAGACACAAAACAAUCGUGUCCAGUGCAUAUUGUGCAAUUGAUAGAAAAUAGAGACAGCAAUAAAAUUAGCGGUCAAAAGCUAUUGGAGAAAGUAGCCAAGAUGUCUGGUGGUACUCUCCAAGCAAUUGAUGGAGCUUCCUGUGAGGAUAAGACUGGUUGUAAUUUAGGUUUUCAUCAUCCUGGUAACGUCAGCAAUCAUCUCGGCUUCCCUCCGCUGACGGAUCAUUGCACAAAACUGUUUCCUUUGGGUGCGUGGGCUCCAGAUACUUGUAACACAUGUCUAAGAAGUUCCAUACAAGAGAAUUUAGGGGACUGUACCACAAACAGCCAUCAUUUGCUGAGGGGGACACGAGUUCUUGCCAGAAAACAGACAGAUGGCUAUUACUAUCUCAGUCACAUUGUCCAAAAGGUGAAGAAUUCCAAUGAACAUGUCCUAGUUGAGUUUGAAAGAUGCCAGCGAUCACGAAAAGGUAAGGCUCCAUUUCGAAGACAAGAAACACCUCUCUAUGACAUCAUCCAUUAUGAUGAUGCCAGGUGGCAGCCAUUAUCUGCAGGAGAUGGGACCCUUGCUCCAUGGGACAAGAACGGCAAACGAUAUGGCCCAGGCAUCGUUCUCCAAGUAGCAGAAAGUUCAGAUUAUUCAGCUUUCCAACAUAGCGAAGUGCUGAUUAACUUCUGGAAUGGCCGGACCAAGACAAUAUCAGCAGAUGUUGCUGUGAGGAUCUCUCUUCCGUUAUAUGAGCGCAUUGUUCUUGAGCUUCAGAUGCCAUUGAGAGCCAGGCAGAUGUUGGUGGAGCAGAAUCCAGAUUAUCCUUCUGUUGUGCCACCUGGAUACCGGGCUUCUGGAGCUUGCAGGCAUAAGCAUUUAACUUGGAUGCCUUGGCCUCAGACUCAAAAAACCCAUUGUAAUGGAGUCUGCGGGAGCAAUACCCAUUUCCUUCCUUGGUCUUUCUGCUGCCCACUACAGAAUCAUAGUACAUCUUCAACAAGUUCAACAUGGGCAGAUGAUACUUGGAUAGCAAAAGUCAGCUCAUCAAAAGAGGAGCUGAGCAAGAAGUUAGAAGACCAACUUUCAAUAGGCAGACCUCCCACUUUGGAAAGUGAUAAGGAUGCAAAAAGAGAUUGCAGCAAACUAAAGAAGGAAACAAAUUUAGCAGAUGCCAAAUCUUGGGAAGAGAAUGAAACCAAAGUUGCAGAACCCAGUGAGGAUCAGAAAGUGAUGGAUUCAGAAGAUACAACAAACAAUACUGGAACCAUGGUUGAUAUAACGACCAAUGCAGUUUUUUUACAACCCAACUUGAGUGGAUCUUCAACCCAGCUUUCCCAAAGAAAUGCUUCUCAGAAAACUUACUUGGCCAACAAUUCCAAACUCCAAGCAAAGCUUGACUGGGUGGACAAGUCACUGAAGAAAGAUCGUGUAGCUAUUGAAUCUGUUUUGCACAUGAGAAGGAGCUACAGUGCACCACCAUCUGGACAGAAAUUACUGGAGAAGGAAGCCCCUUGGGAUAGUCCCAGAGAAGUGGAUGCCAACCCAGUUAAGAUAGACUUCAAACGGCAGAAGUGGGAGCAGAGACAGCUUAGGAAAGAGCAACAACAACAGGAAAUCCAUCUCAAAAGAGAGAUGCGGAUUGAAAAUAAGAGGCAGCAAUCUCUCCAGCGGACAUUGCAAGGCUCACAAAGGCUUCAGGAGCAGAGUGACAGAGCUGAGCGGCAUCUGGAGCAGCUCCGAGGGGCAAAGACAGAGAGAAGAAGGCAGGAAUCCCAUUUUCAGGAAGAAGAAGGAAAGAAAGAAAACCAAAGGAGAGAAUUCUUAAAGGCACAGCACAAGCAGAGAGAGAAGCAGCUGGCAAAACAUAAUCGAAUGAUUGAUGGUCAGGAAAAAAAGAGGCUGGCACUUCUCAGGAACAGAAAAGAAGUCAGGCAAAAGAAUGCAGAAAUUGCCCUGAAGGAACAGAUUGCAGAAAAUAAGAAAAAGGAAGCUGUCAAAUGCCAGUUGUCCCAUAAGCGAGAGCAGGUUUUACAGAAUAAAGAAAAGGAGAUGCAGAUGAAGAAAGGACUCCUACAGUAUCUCAGGGAACAUGAUCUCUUAUUGCUCCGUGCUUCUAUGCUACCAUAGAAUAAACCAAUUUCUGCAACUAAGGUACUAAAAGUGUUCACAGACAAUGCAUUGUGAAAUAGUUCUGAGUCUGAAGCUGAUGCUUAAGAACUGGAGAGGAUGUAUCAAAUGAUCAUUGCUUUUCACCCCAAUUUUAAUUUUCUGGUUCAUCUUAGUUAUUUUCAAGCCACUUUUUUUUCUGAUUUUCAUAUUUCAUUUCAAUUUUGCUUCAGCUUACUUCUUGAAAAACUGCAAAACUUCCUGCUCUUUCCAAUACCACCCGAAGCACCUUUGAAAUACAUAUUAAAUUUAGGAAGUAGAAUAGCACCAACCUCUUGAAAUUUAGUCUUGUCUACAAAUGUAUCCCAAUAUAAAAAUAAAUUCUUCAGAUGUA